Molecule: messenger RNA, 1224 nt
Organism: Pocillopora meandrina
Lineage: Eukaryota; Metazoa; Cnidaria; Anthozoa; Scleractinia; Pocilloporidae
Source: the annotation of a GenBank genome assembly
AUGGAAAACGGCACUGCCCUCUUAUUUGCUGUGGGAGUACCUAUUGCAUUUUUUAUCUUCUCUAGUUUCGUAGCACUGACUUGGACAGCGGUUGCUAUCUACAAAGUGCGAAAGGUGAACUGUUUUAUUGGACAAAUCGAUUCAGUUCAUUUUUGGUAAUAGUUUAUGACGCUGGGAUGACCUCCGAGAAAUACUGUUCGGUCUGUCUUGCUUUGCCUAUACUGUUAAGGUAAAAGUCAAUUGAAAUAUAUAUCUCCACGACAAUAACUGGAUAUUUUGAUAUGUUAGGUUACAAGCCAACUGACAAAUCAGAGGGGUCAUUCAAGUCUUGCUCUUCUGUGUAUCAAACUAACCUGUGUCUUUGGUCUAACUUGGAUCCUCGGUUUUCUGAACUCCAUCGUCAAAGCAGAGGCAACCACAUAUCUUUUUGUUAUCGUUAACAGCUUGCAAGGUAGGUUGACACGCAGCAGUGAAUUAGACUUUCCUUCCGGCAAAUGAUCGCACAAGCCUUUUGGUCUGUCACACUCUCUUGAAUGAUGGCAUCCGUGAGAAAAUCAGCUUGCAUUCUUGAUAUACGAAUUACAAAACACAAGGAAAUUAUAAUACUUACAUGUACAUGCAAGCAUUGCCUUCUUUUUCGGGCUGUGAUAAGUCAAGUUGACAUUAUCAGUUUUCAGUUUUCAGUUUUUUUUUUGGCAGAGACGUUUCUCUUUUACAUGAAAUUGAGUCAAAAGUCAAAAGUCAAAAGUUUUUCGUCCCUAGAAAAUUCCUUUUGUUCCAAAAGAAGAGCAUUUUUCAAGAGACAUUUCUGUUUCGGUUAUAGAUACUGGCCGAGGAAACUGUGAACGGUUUAACGGAAAUAAUUGCCUUGUCAAAUUUUACGGACACCUUUUUUCCUAAUUUGUAAAGGAAGGCCUCCAAGUGUUAUUGCAGCUGCAGGAAACUGUCAGUGGAGAGAGAGGGAUUAAUGCGAGUCUGGGGUUGGGAUUACAUCUCAAUCUCAAACAGAUGAAUCGCAUUUUCGGACCUCGUUACUCUCUUUGACCAAAAGUGGUAGGUUUAAACGAUCGCAAAUCAAAUCAAUCUCACCAUAAUGAGUUACUUUGCUUCUACACAGGGUUUUUUAUAUUCCUGACUUUUGUUGCAAAGAAAAGGAUCAUAGCCCUGCUGAGAGGCCUAGAAAUAAUCAUCAUGAAAGUGGACAGGAAAACAACGACACUUUAG